GCAAAUCAGGAGAAAUUACAAAGGGGAGGAGUUCACCUUCCUGGCUAUGGCUUUCAGGUCUGUCCAGGACUACUUACUCCAGUAUAAAACUGAGAGCAGAAAUAUGAUCACAUACUAAGAAGUCUAAUCAAUUCUGGUUUCAACACUGAGCCUAUUUAAAAUAGAUAAUGGAAUUGCUGUUCCUUGUUCUGUUCUCUCUGCACAUUCUCAAGACAGAGGCAGUAGUUGGAGGCCAUUGGUGCUAUCAGUCACAGAAGUAUGAACAGCCACACUGUGAAGAUCCUCGGCAAUGGCAUCUAAUAGAUGUCACCUGCAAAGGGAACAAACAGUCACCUAUCAAUAUUGUCACCAAAAAUGUUGUUUAUGAGAAGGACCUUAAGCCACUGAAUUUUGAAGGAUAUGAUGUGAAGGGGUCUUCAAAAUGGAACAUAGAAAAUAACGGACAUACAGUUAAAGUAACAUUAAGCACAACCCCUAAAAUUGGAGGUGGAGGCCUGGGAAGAAAAUACAAGGCGAUAGAAUUUCAUUUGCACUGGGGAGUCCAAGGUGUGCAGCAAUACCUUCCUGGGUCAGAGCACAGCAUAGAUGGAGAAAAACAAGCCAUGGAGCUUCAUAUUGUCCACAUACGAGAUGAUGUUUCGGAUAUAAAAGAAGCGAAGAAAAAUCCAGCCGGCGUGGCCGUGUUAGCGUUCUUUAUAAAGGUUGAAGAAGAAAAUAAAAACUUUGCACCUCUAAUAAACGAAUUAGAGAAUAUUAAAUACAAAGGGAAAACAGCACAGAUGGAGCCUUUGCCACUCAGUUCUCUACUUCCACCUGAGGAAGACCUUGCAAAGUACUAUCGGUAUGAGGGCUCCCUCACCACUCCCGACUGCCAUGAGGGCGUCAUCUGGACAGUCUUUGAGAAGCCAAUUGAACUCAGUAUUUCUCAGAUUUCUCAAUUCUCAACAGUUCACUUUGACGGGAAGAACUCAACAACCAUGGUUGAAAAUUUCCGGCCUGUUCAGUUUCUGAACGAACGAAAGGUGUACUGGUCCAGUGCCAGCACCCUCCUGCCUACUGCUAAGGUUUUAACGUUGGUCCUGAUCCUUACCUACACCCUGAGUUCUCUUUUCCAAUGAACACUUCUCACCUCAUUCAAGGUUCUGGGCUUUUUGGAGGGUUUUUUGUUGUUGCUGUUGGGUUUUUUUUGUACCAAGUAUUCUCUCUAACUAUCAGUUCAUGAAUCACAUCUGAAUACAUAAUUUAACCUUCUCCUCCUCCAGACAGUAACCAAGGACUUCUGUUGCUGCUCUUGUAUAAAAUGAAACCCAUUGCACUAAAUCACAGGAGUUCAAAGGAACUGUGAGAUAAAGCUAUGAAGAUUCAAAAUUGAAAAAACACUUAAACGGUAGGAUGGCUUAUCGGCAAACCUGUAGUUCUAACACAAUGCUGGAAGGACACUUUACAAGCUAUACAGAAGACCUUGAAGAGGAAUCUGUUCUUAAGUGCCUAUGGACGGUUUUGUUUGGAGCAUGUUUACAUUCAACACUGCAAAUCAGGAAGACAGUAACACGUGGAGUAAUUCUUACCAUCCCUGUAUUGUCCUACAUGUGAAGGUACAAUACAGAGCAAAGAAAAAAUGCUCACAAACAAUUGAGCAACAUCUGGGUCAGCCUACCUAGUGAAGGAUAUGUGACAAAUUUCAGCUGUACCACUAUUUCCCCCCCUUCUGCCAUCAGAAUAUCUAAAGUUAAUUUUUUAGAUAAAGACACUGGGUUUCUUUAAUCUGAUCUACUGAUUCUGGAUUUCAGGUUUCUCUAUUAAGCCUAUUUAUUCAAUCUAGCACAGCAUCCUGCUCUGGGAUGCCCACAGCCGAUACGAUGCGCUAUUAAAAAUGGGAAGCUCAACUACAUAUACCUGUUGCACGUGUGUGGAGAUUCCCGCACUUUGGAGGGCUGCAUGUGAAGCAUGAGACUUUGCAUAAUAAAAUGGGACAGCUCAAGAUACGGGUCUUUCCAGUAUCACAUCUUAGAAGGUUUUAAAUUUCAGUUUGAACAUUUCAGUCUGAACAUUUCUAUACACUUUUUCUUUCUUUUUUUUUUUUAAUAAAAACAUACCUGCAAAAUGUUCA
Phalacrocorax carbo (great cormorant) is the source of this 2110-nucleotide messenger RNA. The record is from RefSeq and is a predicted model, not a curated record. NCBI's taxonomy places the organism in Eukaryota, Metazoa, Chordata, Aves, Suliformes, Phalacrocoracidae.